Messenger RNA from Ogataea philodendri, 1599 nucleotides. RefSeq lists its product as uncharacterized. The transcript has a single exon. NCBI's taxonomy places the organism in Eukaryota, Fungi, Ascomycota, Pichiomycetes, Pichiales, Pichiaceae. The record is from RefSeq and is a predicted model, not a curated record. Gene Ontology annotation, biological process: positive regulation of transcription by RNA polymerase II; negative regulation of transcription by RNA polymerase II. Gene Ontology annotation, cellular component: transcription regulator complex; nucleus. The coding region runs from base 1 to 1599 and encodes 532 amino acids.
AUGAACAACGGUUCCGCCAACGGGAACUCUCCUUCUCGGGCACCAAUGUCUGGCCAACAUGGUCAAGCCCAGCAAAUGCCAUAUAUUAACAUGGGUGCCCCUACACAGUACCAGGGCAACCACUAUCCGCCGCAGAUAGGCCAUCCUGCCGUCACGUCGAUGCAUUCGCCGAUGAUCUCCAACGGCUCAGAGGGUGUGCAGAAUCCGCCCAGCUCGCAUCCCGUCACGCCUCUUGAUCUUCCAGCAACCCCUGCCGGGCUUGCCAAGCCUGAUCCCGCGGCAGAUCCCAAACAGGGCCAGCCCCAGUGGAAAAACACAAACAUGGCCACGGCUGCCGCGGCGUCGGCCAUGAUGGGCCGGCCGGGCGUGAUCUCCCAGCAACAGCUCGCAGCCCUGCAGCAGCUCCAGGCCACCUACGGAAACCUCCAGAACAAUAUCCACCGCCAGCUGGACGAACACCGCAAGUCGGGCCAGGGCGUCCCAGUGCAGGCCGGCAACGUCAAGCUGCAAAACAUGCCUCCUAAUAACGGUCAACUGUCCCAAUUCAACUUCCAAAACUCCAACGACAUCAAGAAAAAUAUCGCCAACAUAGCCAUCAUCCGGCUGUUCGAGCUCACAGAAAAACUGUGUGUGCGUGCAGACUCGGAGAACCUUGAGUAUUGGUCAAAAGUUAUGGAGGAGUAUUUCAGCGAGUCUGCCAUGGCCACCCUGGCUCUCAAACACGGGUCCGAUGGCCGGUUCUACACGUUCACUUUUUCGCUUUUCGCUCGCAUUCUCUACGCCAUUGCUCUUUCCGGCGUCGGUUUCUUUGAGAUCUCUCACAACCUUAUCCGAGCCAACGUGCUUGCUAACGGGUCCACGCACCUCGAGUGCUCGCGGCUGAUCCUCAGAAACUGGUACCUUGACGGCUCGUACGUGACUUUGUACGGGCUUACCAAGCUGCAGUUCAGCAGACAGCUCAAGAUCGAAAAGAUCGACAUCUCCAUCUACAAAACAUCCGCCGGCCUCGAACUCGGCACCAUCGACAAGUUCCUCAGCAAACACGACUUGAUCGACUCAAAGAGCAUCAGAGACAACUUUGCUGCAUUCAAAGGCCUGAGCAACUUCGGGUUCCAGGAAAACGUGAUGCGUGUGAUGCAGGUCGGCGACGUGAUGACUUUGGUCAAGCCUCUGAUGCAGUUCCACGCCAUCUCCGGGUUCAGCUCGCCGAUCACGUCUCUAGAGGCAUUCAACAAGUCCACGUCCACAGAACUCAGCUCGCUGGAGAAAAUGAGCGCCCAGUUCCACCAGGCACAGCUCUUGGCCCAGAGACAGGCCUUCAAGCAAAACCCGCAGAAGCAAGGCUUCCCGUCAGGCUCGAGACCCGUGUCGCAAACAGUGUCUCCGAGCCAGCAACAGAAGAAGAAGCGAGACGAAAACGGCGGUUUCAGCAAGCUGGACCUGGCUAAUUCCACCCUCAAUAAACGGAGAAAAAUGGCUGCUACCCCUGCUACCAAUGGCACAAACGGCUCCAAUGGCACAAACGGAGCUAAUGGGUACGCCAGCAGCGGGGCAAGUAGCGGAGGGGUGAGUCCAAAGACUGUGGAGAGCGAUAGGUAA